Messenger RNA from Annulohypoxylon maeteangense, 1657 nucleotides. Its product is annotated as glycoside hydrolase family 51 protein. Gene Ontology annotation, biological process: L-arabinose metabolic process; polysaccharide catabolic process. The transcript is spliced from 2 exons. Lineage: Eukaryota; Fungi; Ascomycota; Sordariomycetes; Xylariales; Hypoxylaceae. The record is from RefSeq and is a predicted model, not a curated record. Gene Ontology annotation, molecular function: alpha-L-arabinofuranosidase activity. The coding region runs from base 132 to 1637 and encodes 501 amino acids.
CGCUGAGGGGGAAGGUCAUGCAGCGGGCCAUAUGAAUAACAUGAACGGCCUAGACUGAAGAGAAUGUCUUUCUUGAACAUUUCUGAUUCUUAAAUCUUUAAAUGUUUCGAAAAGAAACUUAAUAGCUCAUAAUGACCACGUUCACAAAGAUCACCGGGGAUGAGACCCCUCUCAUCGAAGUGGACGCCGCGAAGCGCCUGUCCAAGAUAGAUCCCAUGACAUAUGGAGGCUUCACCGAACACAUGGGCCGCUGCAUCUACGGCGGGAUCUACGAGCCAGACUCCCCCUUCGCCGACGCAGACGGUUUCCGAACCGACGUCCUGUCCGCCCUGCGCGAGCUCGACAUCCCAGUAAUACGGUACCCAGGCGGCAACUUCGUCGCGACGUACCACUGGCAAGACGGGAUCGGGCCACGGGCGUCCCGGCCCAAACGCCCCGAGCUAGCCUGGCUCGGCGUAGAGUCGAACCACUUCGGCACCGACGAAUUCAUGCGCUGGCUCGACGUGCUCUCCGAAGGAAAAGCGCAGCGCGUAGAGCCGUACCUGUGCCUAAACUUCGGCACCGGAACACUCGACGAAGCGCUCGCAUGGGUCGAAUACUGCAACGGCACGCGGGACACGUACUACGCGAACCUGCGGCGCGCAAACGGGCACGCGGAGCCAUACCGGGUGAAAUACUGGGCUCUCGGCAACGAAGUAUGGGGGCCGUGGCAAGUCGAACAGAUGACGAAGGAAGACUACGCGAAGAAGGCCGCGCAAUGGGCGAAAGCGCUGCGAUUGCUCGACCCGGAGAUCCAGCUGAUACUGUGCGGACAGGACGGACAGAGUAGCUGGGACCACUACGUGCUGAACCAGUGUGUGGGGUGGGCCGAUAUGCACAGCAUCCACAUCUACACGGCGUCGAACUCGCACCUGAAGAACGCGACCGCGCCACUAGCCGCCGAGCGCGCGAUCCAGAUCACAGCAUCCCUCAUCGACCUUGCGCGGAUCGAGAACAACAUCCCACCCACGAAACCCGCGACGAAGAUCUGCUUCGACGAGUGGAACGUCUGGGACCCAGAGCGCGCGCCGGGCGAUAAGGGCGCUGAGGAGCAGUACACGCUAUCGGACGCGUUGGCCGUGGCAUCGUGGCUGAACGUGUUUGUGCGGCAGUCCAAGUACGUCGGGAUGGCGAACAUCGCGCAGACCGUGAACGUGAUAUCCCCGCUCAUGACGACGGAGAAAGGCGUCGUGCGCCAGUCCACGUGGUGGCCUUUGCUGCUGUAUAGCAAGUACAUGCGCGGACACACCGUAGCCGCGCACGUGCGCUCCGGUUCAUACGUCGGCGAGACGCAGCCCGCGUGGUUGCAGGGGACGCUAGGCGAGCACGGGGCGCCGUGGUUAGAUGUCAGUGCUGCGUUGGGAGAUGACGGGUUUGUUAAUUUGGCUGUGGUUAAUAUUAGCGAGACAGAGGGGUUUGCCGUGGAUCUAAAGGGGGUGGGGAGCAAUGUAUCUGUGUACACCGUGACCGGCUCCGGGAUUAGCUCGACGAAUAAAGAGGGUAAGGAAGAGGUUAGCUUAUCUGAAGGGAAAUGGGACGGGCAGGGGAAAUACACAUUCGCGAAGCACACAUUCACGCUCUUGAGAUGGAAGGCGUGAGCUAGUAGGUAAUAAGCGAC